Molecule: messenger RNA, 1224 nt
Organism: Spirodela intermedia
Lineage: Eukaryota; Viridiplantae; Streptophyta; Magnoliopsida; Alismatales; Araceae
Source: the annotation of a GenBank genome assembly
AUGGGGGGAGGUGAGGGGAGCGGGCCCGUCUAUGGUUCUUUGUAUGCCAUAAAUGGGGCAGCUCACGUGUAGCGGAGUAAUAGCUGGGGAGCGGACCGGACCCACGAGGGCCCGUCGAUGCGCCGACGGGCCCAGCACUGAACAGCCCACGUGCCAGGUCGCGGCCCACCGCCGGCCCCGUGCGGCGGCGCCGUUUCUCACCCCGCCGCGUUAGACAGGAACGAGAAACGCAGGCGACCAUACGCUCGGUCUCAGAAUAAGUAAAUUGACGGUAUAUUUUAUUGACCUCGGGAGGUAGAAGACGAUGUUAGUCAAUAGUGUCGACUCGUCUUCGUAAGCGAAGGCCUCACAGCGGGUGCUGCUUGAGCAACCUCGGCGUUCGAAGCGGCCUCGUGUCGGCAGAAGACGAGAUCUACGACAGCUAUGAGGGCUAGAACUGGGCCCCCUCGAAGGUCUGGCCAAACUGCCAGCCGGAGGGGGCGACAUUGUAGCUUGUGACGGUCCUCCCAUCGCUGGCGGUGACCUGAAAGGAGAGGCUCUGGCCGUUGAGGUAGCCGUUGCUCUGCCAGUUCUGGCCCCAGUUCCGGGACAUGGCCUGCCAACCGGAGCCGGAGCCCUUGACGGAGACGGCGUGGACGUCGCCGGCGCCGCCGACGUUAGUGAUGAGGACGAGGUUGAAGUAGGAGUGGCCGUUGAUGGUGAACCGUAUCCCUCCCUUCUUCGCGCACGGCACCCUGUAAAUAUCAGAAUCGUUGAUCUCAUUAGUAUCACACCAAUUCCCGUCAAUCGAAUCACUUUUUCGAGGAAGACUAGACAUCUAAGUCGUACAAGUAAAGAAAUCUAUGCAUGGACAUGGAGAAGCGUGAGCGGGGAGCAUUUUUGGAGGCGAGGGAAUAGCGGCGGUGGUGGAUGGGAGCUGUGGGUCGCCGUUCUCACCUCCUGAAGGACACUGGCACUAUCCCCGCGCGGUACUGCGCAAUCUGCAGGAAGGCGGGCUGGGCAAGGUCGAAGUGCUGCAGCGGCGGGUUGCACCAGCCACCGUUGUCGUUGGCCAGCGCGAAGUUGGGCGGGCAGAAGUUGGUGGCGGUCACCACGAUGGACCCCGGUAGGCACCACUUGGGGUCGCCAGUGCACAUCAUCUCGUAGCAGGAGCCGCAGCUGAGCCCGCUACUGAAGAGGGCGGUGCUAAGCGCCGCCGUGUUCGUCCCGUAUCCCUGGCUGUAA